AUGGGCGAUCAUAUAGCAAGGGCCGAGGACUUCGACCGCCGAGCCGAGAAGAAGCUUGCCGGCUGGGGUCUAUUCGGCUCCAAAUAUGAAGACGCCGCCGAUCUAUUCGACAAAGCCGCCAACGCUUACAAACUCGCCAAAUCAUGGGAUCAGGCCGGAGCAGUUUAUGUUAAGUUGGCCAACUGUCACUUAAAGUUAGAUAGCAAGCAUGAAGCCGGUAACGCAUAUGCUGAUGCCGCUCAUUGCUACAAGAAGUCUAACACGAAAGAGUCUAUAUCGUGCUUGGAAGAGUCUGUAAAUCUAUUCAUGGAUAUUGGAAGGCUUAAUAUGUGUGCCAGAUAUUAUAAGGAAAUAGCUGAGUUGUAUGAGCAAGAACAGAACUUGGAACAAGCUAUUGUUUACUAUGAAAAAGCUGUUGAUCUUUUCCAAAGUGAAGACGCGACAACAUCUGCAAAUCAGUGCAAGCAGAAAAUUGCGCAGUAUGCAGCUCAGUUGGAACAAUAUCCAAAGGCCAUCGAGAUCUAUGAAGAUAUAGCACGACAGUCACUCAACAACAACUUGCUGAAGUAUGGAGUAAAAGGGCACCUUCUUAAUGCUGGAAUUUGCCAGCUGUGCAAGAAUGAUAUCGUUGCUAUCAACAAUGCAUUAGACCGAUAUCAGGAACUCGAUCCAACAUUUUCCGGAACACGCGAGUACAAAUUGCUAGCGGAUUUAGCUGCUGCCAUUGAUGAGGAAGAUAUGGGCAAGUUUACAGAUGCAGUCAAGGUAUUCGAUAGCAUGACCCAGCUGGAUGCUUGGAAGACAACACUACUGUUGAGAGUGAAGGAAGCCUUGAAGGCCAAAGAGCUUGAGGAAGAUGAUCUUACUUGA
Messenger RNA from Striga hermonthica, 870 nucleotides. Lineage: Eukaryota; Viridiplantae; Streptophyta; Magnoliopsida; Lamiales; Orobanchaceae. The record is from the annotation of a GenBank genome assembly.